GUUCUUUCCAAUGGAACAACAAAAUGCGAUAGUCACUACACCGCCGGCGAGCGGCCCGGUCGCUGCUCCGUCAAAGGAACAAGCUCUGAAAUCGUUGACUGAAGGUGGCGCUGGUGACGGUUCAAUUUUUCAACAGCUCACAAGUAAUCCAUUUUUCACUGCAGGGUUUGGUCUUGCGGGUCUGGGUGCUGCGCUUAGACUUGGCUCACAAGGAUUGAGAAGGGGAGGAGAACUGUUGAAGAGAAGGAUGCUGGUUGAUCUUGAAAUUACUCGACAUGAUGAAUCUUAUCCUUGGGUCUUGAACUGGAUGACACGGCAAUACCAAAAGUCACUUUCUGAGACAGCUGAGACUGUAAAACCUGGCAUAAUGGAAGCUUUAAUUAGACGAUUCACACCAGGUCUACACCAUCUUCAGAUCAAGACAGCAAGUCAGAAAUCACCCGGAGGAGCUUCUCAUACACACUUCUCUCUGGUACCUGGACACGGAAAACACAUCCUGAGAUUCAAGAAUGCUUUUAUUGCUGUAGACAGACAGCGUGAAGGCAAAUCAUUUGACGCACAAGGUCAGCCUUUCGAGACCAUCAAACUCACCACUCUAUACGCACACCGCCACAUCUUCGAAGACAUGUUUUCAGAAGCACACUCCUUGUCGAUGCAAAGUAUUGAAGGCAAGACAAUGGUCUACACACUGAGGAAUAUGCAAUGGAUGCCUCUCGGAGAUGCUAAGCGCAAACGACCUUUCGACUCUGUGGUGCUGGAAGAGGGAAUGGCAGAAAUGAUCAGAGACGACGUCUCGGAAUUCUUGAAUGCUCGCACUUGGUAUCUUGACCGAGGUAUUCCUUACCGCAGGGGUUAUCUUCUUCAUGGUCCACCCGGUACUGGAAAGACGUCUUUCGUGCAAGCAUUGGCCGGAGAGCUUGACUUCAGCAUUGCUAUGCUUAGUCUGAGUCAACGCGGUUUGACCGAUGAUCUGCUCAAUCAGCUGAUGCUCAACUUGCCGCCCCGAACAUUUGUACUUCUUGAAGAUGCCGAUGCUGCAUUCAACAAUCGAAGACAACGCGACGAAGAUGGCUUUAGUGGAGCUACUGUCACAUUUUCUGGUCUCUUGAACGCCCUCGAUGGCGUGGCUAGUGCAGAGGAACGUAUCGCCUUCAUGACCACCAAUCAUAUUGAACGUCUAGACGACGCCCUGAUUCGACCAGGCAGAGUUGACAUGACUCUUCGUCUCGGCGAAGCGACACUCUGGCAGAUGGAGCAAAUGUGGAACAGGUUUUACGCACAUCUCGACCCGGAUGGCAGUAAGAGAACUCUGUUCCUCGAACGUGUUGGGCAAUAUGGUCUGGUCAAUUCUGUCAGCACAGCUGCUGUCCAGGGCUUGUUCUUGUACAACAAGGAUGAUCCGGAUGGUGCUGUGAACAUGGUUGGACAGCUUAUGAUGGCAAAGACACAAACAAUGGAAGUGCCCAAGAAGAAUUAGUUACAUGUAAAAUAAGUGGUGUACGAUAUGUAUAUUGAGCAGUUAAUUGUGCUUUGUG
Aureobasidium subglaciale EXF-2481 is the source of this 1535-nucleotide messenger RNA. RefSeq lists its product as uncharacterized. The coding region runs from base 11 to 1477 and encodes 488 amino acids. The transcript is spliced from 2 exons. NCBI's taxonomy places the organism in Eukaryota, Fungi, Ascomycota, Dothideomycetes, Dothideales, Saccotheciaceae. Gene Ontology annotation, cellular component: mitochondrial inner membrane. Gene Ontology annotation, molecular function: ATP binding; ATP hydrolysis activity. Gene Ontology annotation, biological process: mitochondrial respiratory chain complex III assembly; protein insertion into mitochondrial inner membrane from matrix. The record is from RefSeq and is a predicted model, not a curated record.